GCAAUCUAUCGAGCGUAUAAAAAGCCCCAGGAGGGGACAGCUGGAAUCCCGUGCCCAAGCUCAGUGUUCGCUCGAGGAAAGAAAUCAACAGCCAGCUGAUUGUCCGACCAUCACAACGUCCAAUCGUUUAAACAAACACACAACAUCCAUACAGUGGCACAUGCGUCGCCAUGACAAGCACGACAACAUACCUCAUUACCGGUGCCAACCGCGGCAUCGGACGAGGAUUAGCUGAGCAUAUCCUUUCUCGGCCCAACACCACUCUCAUCGCGCUGGUCCGCAAUCCUGAAGACAAAACCGUCAAAUCGCUGCGAUCGGCGGCAGCAGGAACGACGGCCAAGCUCAUCGUCCUCCCUUAUGAUGCGACCGAUCACCAUGCAGCAGAGAAUGCGGUGGCUAUAGCCCAGCGGGAUCACGGCAUUGCCCGCCUUGACGUGGUGAUUGCCAAUGCGGGGGUCUUAGGCUGGCGCGGACCCACAGUUGAGACUCCCCCGGAAGAAAUCCUCAAGCAUGUCACCGUCAACACCAUCGGGCCGUUGCGUCUGUUCAGAGCAUGCCUGCCUCUCAUGCAGCGGGGUGGUAAAACUGAUAUCGAGGAAAAAGGUGGCCACGAGAAAGGGGAACCACCGGCGAAGUUCAUCGCCAUCAGUUCCGCCAUCGGUUCUACCGAGCGCCUGCCUCAGUUUCACGCAGCUCAGACUGUGCCCUAUGGGUUGAGCAAGGCCGCGCUGAACCAUACUAUUCGGAAACUCAGUGUGGACUAUCCGGACCUCAUCAUCGAGCUGUUCACACCAGGUCCUGUGUCGACGGAUCUGAUGCGGGACUUUUCCAGCGUCCUUCAGGCCGCGCUGAAGGCAAAUCCACAGUUAGCAGACCAGUUCAUGCCGCUAGACAAGGUGACCGAGGGGUUGCUGGCGUUGAUCGACACGGCAACCAAGGAAACUAGUGGUGGGUUUCGCGACUGGAAAGGAGAGGUUAUACCGUGGUGAAGCAGUUGGAGCGAAGGAAGCUGAAGAACCUCGCAGAGGAAAUGGUCGUCCGAGGAGCAUCUGAGGUUGCCCGGCGUAGGGAGCAAAAAACAUCAUCAGUCAGGAUAGUCGAUAUCCCAUUUAAUCUCGCAAUGUUCCC
Exophiala dermatitidis NIH/UT8656 is the source of this 1128-nucleotide messenger RNA. Its product is annotated as toxin biosynthesis ketoreductase. The record is from RefSeq and is a predicted model, not a curated record. The transcript has a single exon. NCBI's taxonomy places the organism in Eukaryota, Fungi, Ascomycota, Eurotiomycetes, Chaetothyriales, Herpotrichiellaceae. The coding region runs from base 171 to 989 and encodes 272 amino acids.